GCGCGUCCCCGGGCCUCCGCGCGCGAGCGGCGCGCGCGCCCCCGUGGGCCCCGGCGGGAGGAGAGUCGGCGGCCGGAGCCGUCACCCCGGGCGGGCACCGAGCGCAGGCGACUACGCGCUGCGGCCCGGCCCAGGGAGGGAGCGAGCGGAAGGGCGAGCGAGAGAACGGGGCCGGAGCAGCCGCUGGCGCCCGAGGGGCUGAGAGAGGUUGUAAACCAUGGCCGUGUGGAUACAAGCCCAGCAGCUCCAAGGAGAAGCCCUUCAUCAGAUGCAGGCUUUGUAUGGCCAGCACUUCCCCAUUGAGGUGCGGCAUUAUUUAUCCCAGUGGAUUGAAAGCCAAGCUUGGGACUCAAUAGAUCUUGAUAAUCCACAGGAGAACAUUAAGGCCACUCAGCUCCUGGAGGGCCUGGUGCAGGAGCUGCAGAAGAAGGCAGAGCACCAGGUGGGGGAAGACGGGUUUUUACUGAAGAUCAAGCUGGGGCACUACGCCACGCAGCUCCAGAGUACAUAUGACCGCUGCCCCAUGGAGCUGGUCCGCUGCAUCCGGCACAUUCUGUACAAUGAACAGAGGCUGGUCCGAGAAGCCAACAAUGGCAGCUCUCCGGCUGGAAGUCUUGCUGACGCCAUGUCCCAGAAGCACCUUCAGAUCAACCAGACAUUUGAGGAGCUGCGACUGGUCACGCAGGACACAGAGAACGAGCUGAAGAAGCUGCAGCAGACUCAGGAGUACUUCAUCAUCCAGUACCAGGAGAGCCUCAGGAUCCAGGCUCAGUUUGCCCAGCUGUCCCAGCUCAGCCCCCAGGAGCGUCUGAGCCGGGAGACGGCCCUGCAGCAGAAGCAGGUGUCCCUGGAGGCCUGGCUGCAGCGUGAGGCCCAGACGCUACAGCAGUACCGCGUGGAGCUGGCCGAGAAGCACCAGAAGACCCUGCAGCUGCUGCGGAAGCAGCAGACCAUCAUUCUGGACGACGAGCUGAUCCAGUGGAAGCGGCGGCAGCAGCUGGCUGGGAAUGGCGGGCCUCCCGAGGGCAGCCUGGACGUGCUGCAGUCCUGGUGUGAGAAGUUGGCCGAGAUCAUCUGGCAGAACCGGCAGCAGAUCCGCAGGGCUGAGCACCUCUGCCAGCAGCUGCCCAUCCCCGGGCCAGUGGAGGAGAUGCUGGCCGAAGUCAAUGCCACCAUCACAGACAUCAUCUCAGCCCUGGUGACCAGCACAUUCAUCAUCGAGAAGCAGCCCCCUCAGGUCCUGAAGACCCAGACCAAGUUUGCAGCCACCGUGCGCCUGCUGGUGGGCGGGAAACUGAAUGUGCACAUGAACCCCCCCCAGGUGAAGGCGACCAUCAUCAGCGAGCAGCAGGCCAAGUCCCUGCUCAAGAACGAGAACACCCGCAAUGAUUACAGCGGUGAGAUCUUGAACAACUGCUGUGUCAUGGAGUAUCACCAAGCCAUGGGCACCCUCAGCGCCCACUUCAGAAAUAUGUCCCUGAAACGAAUUAAGAGGUCUGACCGUCGUGGGGCAGAGUCAGUAACAGAAGAAAAAUUUACAAUUCUGUUUGAAUCACAGUUCAGUGUUGGUGGAAAUGAACUGGUUUUUCAAGUCAAGACCCUCUCCCUCCCAGUGGUGGUGAUCGUUCACGGCAGCCAGGACAACAAUGCAACAGCCACCGUUCUCUGGGACAAUGCUUUUGCAGAGCCUGGCAGGGUGCCAUUUGCCGUGCCUGACAAAGUGCUGUGGCCGCAGCUGUGUGAGGCGCUCAACAUGAAAUUCAAGGCCGAAGUACAGAGCAACCGGGGCCUGACCAAGGAGAACCUCGUGUUCCUGGCACAGAAACUGUUCAACAGCAGCCACAGCCACCUCGAGGAUUACAACAACAUGUCUGUGUCCUGGUCCCAGUUCAACAGGGAGAAUUUACCAGGACGGAAUUAUACUUUCUGGCAGUGGUUUGAUGGUGUGAUGGAAGUGUUAAAAAAACAUCUCAAGCCUCAUUGGAAUGAUGGGGCCAUUCUGGGUUUCGUGAACAAGCAACAGGCCCACGACCUGCUCAUUAACAAGCCGGAUGGGACCUUUCUGCUGAGAUUCAGUGAUUCAGAAAUUGGUGGCAUCACCAUUGCAUGGAAGUUCGAUUCUCAGGAGAGAAUGUUUUGGAAUCUGAUGCCUUUCACCACCAGAGACUUCUCUAUCCGGUCCCUAGCCGACCGCUUGGGGGACUUGAAUUACCUUAUCUACGUGUUUCCUGAUCGGCCAAAAGAUGAAGUAUACUCCAAAUACUAUACACCAGUUCCCUGCGAGCCUUCUACUGCUAAAGCAGUGGAUGGAUACGUGAAGCCACAGAUCAAGCAAGUGGUCCCUGAGUUUGUGAACGCAUCUGCGGAUGCUGGGGCCAACGCCACGUACAUGGACCAGGCGCCCUCCCCAGCCGUGUGCCCCCAGGCUCACUAUAACAUGUACCCACAGAACCCUGACUCAGUCCUGGAGACCGAGGGGGACUUCGAUCUGGAAGACACAAUGGACGUGGCACGGCGUGUGGAGGAACUCCUAGGCCGACCAAUGGACAGUCAGUGGAUCCCUCACGCACAGUCGUGACCCCUUGAUCUCUCUCCAUCUUCAGCUUCUUCGUCCUCGCUGAGGAAUCACUCUUGUGGAUGUUCUAAUUCCAUGAAUCGCUUCUCUUUGGAAAAAAUACUCAUAAUGUGAAGUGUUAAUACAUUGUGACUUUAGUGUUUCUGUGCAUGGUGGCACCAGUGAAGGGACUGUGAGUGUAUGCGUGUGUGCGUGUGUGUGUGUGUGUGUGUGUUUGCACAUUGUGGUGUUCUUGCUCUUGCUGUCCAGAGUUUAGUAGGGGCCACUAACUGAGGCUCUGCUUAUUUUUACCUUGUGCAAAAAGGCAGUUGGUUCCAUGAACCCUGGAACUUGGCCAUGUGUCUUAGAGGUGACUGAACUUGGACAUGUGACUGUUCCAUUAAGAGAAGGAAAAAGGGAGAAGAAUGCCCCCCUCCCUGGUGAGUCUUUGUCACCCUGUCUGCCAACCAAGUGAUGCAUAACAGUGACAGAUUUUCUAUGCUUUUCUCCUGAAAUGUAGUUAACUACCUUUUGACAGAGAAAGCCAGUUCUCCCUCUGCCCCUGCGUCCCACCCCUGUGCUCUUGGAUAAGGAGGGGAACAGGGCAGGUUACAAAGAUUGCUGGGGUGAGGGAAGUGACAGGUUUUCAGAUGGGUGGUGGCUUUUUACAUAUCACUUAACCCGUAUUAACAUUCUCUCUUUGUCCUUCUUUCCCCUCCUAUCCCCUGCCCUGUGGAAUUACCACUCAGUUCCUCUGUGUGUGCACAUGUGCAGACGUGUUUGGUGAAAUAGAGGAAAGAAAAGAAGGUCACAUAACUGAGAACUUACAGUAUUGGUGUCCUUUGUAUUGUGGCCAAAGAGGUGCCUAGCCCUGACUCACAGAUGCUAAGAACGUUGCCUUGUUAUCCAGGGGAGCUGCCCAUCCUUCCUCUGAGCCACAGGCACGAUCUGGGGCUUUCUUAAGGCUUAUUGAUAAUGGCUUUUUGCAAAUGUUGAAUGGUGUUUUUGUUUCUAAAUUAGAUCUUUUUUGUUUUCCCAUUUCCACCCUAAUUUGGCAUCAAAAUUCUCUCUUUCUGCAUCCAUGCCGAGCCAUUUACAUCAGAGUCACUUCAUUUCCCUUAAUUGUCCACAUAUAAUGUCCUGAGGAGCAGGUGGCAGGAAUGUGGUCUGAACAGGGGCCAGCUUGUCCAACAGGAGCUCACCCUGCUGGGGGCUGCUGGGCAUUAGGCCUGGGUAACAUGGGGAAAUGCUGUCAGCAGGUUUGCCGGGAAAUUUGGUGAACUAUAAAAACAAAAUGAAAAAGCCUCAGCGUAAUUUUGUUCUACAGUUUCUUCUGUAGCUUUAUGCCAGAUGGAAGGAAUGGGCUGUCUCAGGUGGGCGGGGCUGGUGAGCAGGCGUAGCUUGUAGGGAAGGCCUACAAGGUCACUCCUGGUCCCCCUCUCCAAAAGAAGGUCAUGACCACACCCAGAAGAAGAUGGUCCUAAAAACCUUAUUUUUAUACAUGUGAGUAAAUAAACAUAUUUUUUUUACAAAGGUAACCUCUGAAUUUAUCAGUGUUUUGCUGUUAAAGGAAAAUAUUCCUCUGUAGUAAAUUAUUUAUUGGAAGAUGACUUUUUAAAAGCUGCUGUUUGCCUUGGCUUGGUUUCAUACACUUGAUUUAUUUUUCUAUGCCAGGCAGUAGAAUCUGUCUGCCUCUGAGAAGCAGGCUGACCCUUCCAUGGAUACCAGCAUUGAUGGAGGAGGCUGCUAAGCCCCCUCCCAACCCCUCAAGAUUUGAUGACAAUUCCAACUACAAGUAUGGGCACAGGGAAGGGUGUAAUGGAAAACCUGACUACUUGGGGACCCAGGCUCAAAGAGCCCUCCCUGCUGGUCACUCAGAGAUACUUCACCAGCACCUGCCUCUGGGAUCACCCUUUUUGUUCCACCAACCCUGGGCAGGGGAGGGGUUGACCGAAAUCUCAGGCUAGGAGUGGACUCAACCCAGGGCCUGCUGAGGGCUGAGCAGUCUACCUGACCCUGGCUGCUCUGAGCUCAUUUUGCAGUUGUCAUUGCAUUGAGAAAGAAGAGGGCUGAAGAGCGUGGCAUCCCUGAGUGUGACUGAGCUGUCCCCAGUUCUACUGAGACUGGCAAGAGAUGGGGAGAUUUUCAACUGAAUGGUGCGCUCACUCUCUGCAUUCUAUUUUCUCUCUUCUCCCUGUUCCUGCAAACCACAAGAAGAGGCAAUGGCUAGUCUAGACCCCCUCAGCCUCUCACCCACUCCCAGACACACAAACAUGCACACGCGCGCACAUGUGCAUCCUCAAAAGUUUCAGCUCAGUGGUAUGUGCAGUUUUGUAUGGGGUGGGGGGAGACUAAAAGCAAAUAUAACUUAAAAUGAAAGUAUACUUUUUAUAAUUUUUCUUUUUAAAACUUUGUGAAAUUAAUUCAGAUACAUAUUUUAGUGUCAAGACAGAUUAGUUACAUAGCCACCAAAAAAGUAUUGUGUACAAUUUGGGGCAGUCACAAAAUGGUGUAUUUUAUGUUACAAUAAAGGCUUCCUCUGAAG
Molecule: messenger RNA, 5099 nt
Organism: Nycticebus coucang (slow loris)
Lineage: Eukaryota; Metazoa; Chordata; Mammalia; Primates; Lorisidae
Gene: STAT5B
Product: signal transducer and activator of transcription 5B
Exons: 19
Coding region: 218-2578 (786 amino acids)
Biological process (GO): cytokine-mediated signaling pathway; growth hormone receptor signaling pathway via JAK-STAT; regulation of cell population proliferation
Molecular function (GO): DNA-binding transcription factor activity, RNA polymerase II-specific; RNA polymerase II cis-regulatory region sequence-specific DNA binding
Source: RefSeq, a predicted model, not a curated record